GAUCACUCACUAAAGAAGAAUGACUUCGCCAGGAUUGCCAAAGGAUUUUAACGAAUUACUCGAUAAGAGUGAAAUACCUUCACCAAAGUGGCAGCAGAUUACGCGAGACGAUAGACCAAUCACAAUAGCAAGGUUGAAGCUACCACAUCCACGCGAGAAACACACUUUCAUUCUCAGGAGAUACGAUUGCAACGGUAUUUCAUUCGGAUCACUCUUUAAAGCCGCCUAUCCAUACGCUACAGAUGAAGAAGAGAAGAUUGAGUCCGGUUUCGUCAAGAAAAACUACGACGUCACACUCGUCCCUACCGAGGAAUACCAAGAGAGAAAAUUAGCAAAAUUAGCUGGAUUUUGGAUUCCUAUCGCUAUCGCUGAAGAGCUCGGUCAGCGUUACGCGAUGGCGGAAUACGUCGACGCUCUUGCCAAAGCUGACACACCAGAUUUAACAGACUUCAAAAAGCGCUCUUCCAAUAGACAAACCUCAGAGGAUAUUAAGAGUUCACCUGCGAAAGCCCAAGCUAGCUUAGAAUCACCAGCAAAAUCCGCAUCGAAAAUACCAACACCUACAAAGAACCCUGCACCAAGAAGAUCAGCCAGACAUCAAUCGAGAUCCCCUUCACCUUCACCACUCACCCACAACUUGACGCCAGGUAAGAAGAAAGCUAAGAAGGCACCAAAGGAGGCUGUUAUUGAAGAGUCCGUUGAGGAGACUAUUGUUGUUGACAAAAAGGAAUCACCACUCAAGAAGGCAUUGAAUGACGACCAAGUUCUUGCUGAUAUUGAGAGAGCUAAGGAUUUAGUUGACGAUAUCAAGCAAUCAAAGAACUUAUCACAAUCAAGCCCAGUUAAGGUUGUCAAAGAAGAAGUCCUUGAGACUAUCCAACCAUCAGUUUCAACAGAAUCUUUGGAAGGCGAAGGUAAAAGAAAACGUGAGUUGGAAGAUGAGACUGGAAAUGAAAUCAAGGUUGUCUCAUUUGGCCAAAAUCCACCUGCUAAUCCAGAAGAAAUCCAACAAAGACCUGUCGUACAGCGUAGAGGUGUUGCCGCUGCCGUUGGUGCAUUUGCUUUGGGUGUUGGUUUUGCAGCAUCCAACAUACUUCCAAGAUUCCUCUUCUAAUUUUCUUAAUAAUUACCCAAAUUGGAUUUAAGUUGCUUAAAAAUAGGCACAUUAUAAGGCUAUAAGGCUCAAGGCUUUUUCGAUUAUAACAGUUAGUCAUUCUUUAAUAAAAUUCUCAGUUUUACUAUCUAUCACCACACAUCCCGAUAAUAAUUAAUUUUUCACUCUUUUGUAUGUUUAGUAGGUAUAAAUCAAUAGUAGAAACAGCUUAAAUGCACUUUAAUUGUCAAAUUUACGAUUUGGGUUUUGUCCAAAUAAGUCCAUUCUGAUUUCUGGCAGCAUUCGGUCCUCAAGAAGGCUGAGACGUGCUUCGAUAGUGUUAUCGAUGGAAAUGCGACCACCGAAUCCGUUUAGCUUUACACCACCCGCUGACGCGUCCUCGAGAGAGGUUUGUAUUUGUGCGUCGACAUCCUUACCAGUGGCCUCCUUGAAUUCAUUCUUAGCAUCGUCGAGGAUGCUUUCAAUAACCUUCUCAUCUUUAGGUCUAGCUUGGAUGAUGACCUGUCCCUCCAUCAACUUCAACAUUGACUGUACUAUCAAUCUCCUCAAAAUAUCGGCGUAAUCAUCAGAUUCUGAGAGUUUAUCUACCUUGUUCUUAACCUCCUCGAAUAGGGAGUUCAGAUGUUCUUCGCGACUGCUCAAUACUCUCAACCGUGCCUUGUUAGUUUGGGUGGAUUGGGCGCUGUGGCUUAUCAGCUGGGAGGGGUGUGUAGUGACCAAUAUACUCACAUCUUGCGAGCGACAAGUGCUUGUUUGAACUUCUUAUCGUAUACUGCAUUUAAAUGGUGCUGCUCCUGUGCUACAAUCUUAGCUUUCUCAUUCUCGUACUCCUCGUCAGCUUUAACGCGGAGCUCUCUGGCUUUCUCCUCCGCUUCCUGUUUGAUAAAGGAUACCAUUUUGUUAAGCUCUUGCUUUACUUCUUCGUCAUCGAGUGGUUUGCUCAUUUUCUAUAAUGAUAGUUGAUAGU
Wallemia mellicola CBS 633.66 is the source of this 2081-nucleotide messenger RNA. RefSeq lists its product as hypothetical. The coding region runs from base 20 to 1114 and encodes 364 amino acids. NCBI's taxonomy places the organism in Eukaryota, Fungi, Basidiomycota, Wallemiomycetes, Wallemiales, Wallemiaceae. The transcript has 4 exons. The record is from RefSeq and is a predicted model, not a curated record. Gene Ontology annotation, cellular component: nuclear membrane complex Bqt3-Bqt4. Gene Ontology annotation, molecular function: DNA binding. Gene Ontology annotation, biological process: mitotic telomere tethering at nuclear periphery; meiotic attachment of telomere to nuclear envelope.